Molecule: messenger RNA, 5202 nt
Organism: Oncorhynchus kisutch (coho salmon)
Lineage: Eukaryota; Metazoa; Chordata; Actinopteri; Salmoniformes; Salmonidae
Gene: dpysl2a
Product: dihydropyrimidinase like 2a
Exons: 14
Coding region: 348-2093 (581 amino acids)
Cellular component (GO): cytosol; cytoplasm
Molecular function (GO): hydrolase activity, acting on carbon-nitrogen (but not peptide) bonds, in cyclic amides
Source: RefSeq, a predicted model, not a curated record
UGGCCUGCAGCAGGUGAGUGGAGAGGCAAGGUGGGGCAUUGCGCAUGCACGGUGACCGUGGCCCUCAUCACCGUUUAUCUUAUCGCUUGGUGACUGCUGGACAGGCUUGGCGCAGCAUUGGAACGUGAGGAAAGGCUGUCAGACCUUUUAAGUUCAUUCAGCAAACCUAGUUGGAACGGAUUGAGCUAUUUCACGAAUUUAGUCAGGCGAUAGCCGGAGACACAAUUUUGUCUGGGCGUCGACUGGUCUCAACGGAUCCGAGCAUCCAUCCCUUUCAUUGCUAGCGGUCUAGCUAACAUCAGUGAGGUGACAGCCAUAAUCGAGGACGCUGACAACGCGCCGCUAAAAUGUCCGGAUACCAGGGAAAGAAAAAUAUACCUCGCAUUACAAGUGAUCGUCUCCUUAUCAAAUGUGGAAAGAUUGUAAAUGAUGACCAGUCUUUCCUUGCUGACAUCUAUAUCGAGGAUGGAGUCAUCAAGCAAAUUGGAGAGAACCUGAUAGUUCCUGGUGGGGUGAAGAUCAUUGAUGCCCAUGGACGCAUGGUGAUGCCCGGGGGCAUAGAUGUGCACACACGCUUCCAGAUGCCAGACAGGGGCAUGGUGUCAGCAGAUGACUUCUACCAGGGCACCCGUGCUGCUUUGGCUGGGGGAACCACCAUGAUAGUUGAUCAUGUGGUUCCAGAACCUGGUGUGAGCCUGGUGGCAGCGUUCAACCAGUGGAGGGAAUGGGCCGACAGCAAGUCCUGCUGUGACUACUCCCUGCAUGUGGACAUCACUAACUGGCACAAGGGCAUGCAGGAGGAGAUGGAGAGCCUAGUGAAGGACCACGGUGUCAACUCUUUCCUGGUCUAUUUGGCUUAUAAGGAUGUUUUCCAACUUUCCGACUCCCAGAUGUACGAGGUGUUCAAUGUCAUCAGAAACUUGGGAGCAAUCGCUCAGGUGCACGCAGAGAACGGGGACAUCAUUGCCGAGGAGCAGCGUAAGAUCCUGGAGCUGGGCAUCACUGGCCCUGAGGGUCACGUGCUGAGCCGCCCGGAGGAGGUGGAGGCAGAAGCAGUCAACCGGUCAGUCACUCUGGCCAAUCAGACCAACUGCCCCCUCUACAUCACCAAGGUGAUGAGCAAGAGUGCUGCUGAUGUCAUCGCCCUGGCCAGGAAAAAGGGUGCUGUGGUGUAUGGAGAGCCUAUCUCUGCCAGCCUGGGCACGGACGGAACCCACUACUGGAGUAAGAACUGGGCCAAGGCAGCUGCCUUCGUCACCUCCCCACCCCUCAGCCCUGACCCCACCACCCCUGAUUAUCUCAACUCACUGCUCUCCUGUGGUGACCUGCAGGUGACUGGUAGUGCUCAUUGCACGUUCCACACCUCUCAGCGUGCUGUGGGCAAAGACAACUUCACCCUCAUCCCAGAAGGCACCAACGGCACUGAGGAGAGACUCUCCCUCAUCUGGGACAAGUGUGUGGUGACUGGAAAAAUGGACGAGAACCAGUUUGUGGCUGUGACCAGCACCAACGCAGCUAAGAUCUUCAACCUGUACCCCCGUAAGGGCCGCAUUGCAGUGGGCUCUGACGCCGACCUGGUCCUCUGGGACCCAGACGUCAGCAAGAUCAUCUCUGCCAAGAGUCACAACCUGGCUGUGGAGUAUAAUAUCUUCGAAGGCACCGAGGUGCGUGGAGCUCCCCUGGUGGUGGUCAGCCAGGGCAAAAUAGUGUUGGAAGAGGGCAACCUCCAUACCACUGAGGGCUGUGGGCGCUAUGUGAGCCGUAAGCCCUUCCCUGACCAUGUCUACAGGAGGAUAAAGGCUCGCAGCAGGCUGACGGAGCUGAGUGGGGUCCCCAGGGGUCUCUAUGACGGGCCAGUGUGUGAGAAUGUGACACCUAAGGUCAUGACCCCGGUCACCUCGGUGAAGACCUCUCCAACCAAGCUGCAGCAGCAGCAGCAACAGCAGCAGCAGGCUCCCCAGCCCGUCCGUAACCUGCACCAGUCUGGCUUCAGCUUGUCUGGUGCGCAAGUUGAUGAUAACAUUCCCCGCCGCAACACCCAGCGCAUUGCGGCGCCCCCUGGUGGUAGGUCCAACAUCACCAGCCUGGGUUAAGCUCUACUGUCAGCUGAGCUAGGGAGGAGAGGAGCGGAGCAGGAGGAUCCGCCUCAGCUCCUAGACCAACCAUCACAACCAACAAAGCUUCAUCUAUUGUGGUCCCGUCUCCCUGACUUAACUGCAAGCUGGUGGUCAAAAACACUCCAUCCAUCUUCAUCCAUACUCUGCCACCUCAUUCAAAGAAAAAAAAAGAAAUAGCACUCAAUGUUUUGUUUUGUAUUACCUACAUGCCAUAUGCAAUCUUUUCAUUUUUUUUUAAGGAAGAGUCAAGUGAAUUUAGAGAGUUCUUGAUGUUUUUCUGUAUAUACACUGAGUGUACAAAACAGUAGGAACACCUUCCUAAUAUUGAGUUGCACCCCCUUUCGCCCUCAGAACAACCUCUAUUUGUUGGGACAUGAACUCUACAAGGUGUCAAAAGCGUUCCACAGGGAUGCUAGCCCAUGUUGAUUCCAAUGCUUCCCACAGUUGUGUCAAGUUGGAUUGAUGUCCAUUGGGUGGUGGACCGUUCUUGAUACACACAGGAAACUGUUGAGCGUGAAAAAGUACACCUGGCACUUACUACCAUACCCAGUUCAAAGGCACUUUUGUCUUGCCCAUUCACCCCAUUAACAGCAAACAUACACAAUCCAUGUCUCAAAUGUCUCAAGGCUUAGAAAUCCUUCUUUAACCUGGCUCCUCACCUUCAUCUACACUAAUUGAAGUGGAUUUAACAAGUCACAUCAAUAAGGGAUCAUAGCUUUCACCUUGCCAGUCUGUCAUGGAAAGAGCAGGUGUUCCUAAUGUAUUGUUAACUCAGUGUUAUAUAUAUAUAUAUAUACACACACAAUUUAAGUUUAGUCUUUGAUUACAUUUUGGCUUUUAAUUGUACAAGAGGAGCUGUGGAUUGUGGUCGUGUGGCAUUUGAUGUAUCUACACUCUUAGAAAAAAGGUUUUCAAAAGGGUUCUGUGGUUGUCCUCAUUGGAGAACCCUUUUUGGUUCCAUUUAGAACCAUCUUUCUAGAACCGAAAGGGUUCUACUUGGAGCCAAAAAGAGGUAUACUAUAGGAACAGCCAAAUAACACUUUUAGGUCCUUUUUUUUAACAUCGUAUAAUUUAAGGGCAAUUCUUGGUUUGACACCAAACAAGAAGAAUCACUUCUGAUUCCAAGAAGUGAGCCAUUGCAUUAGAUCACUGUCAAAGACACAUGGCAUAUUUAACUAUAGUACAUUGGUUAUUGUUUUUCUUCCAUCCUAUAAGUAAAUGGAAGGUUUCACAAAUGUUUUUACAUUUUCGAGGCUGUAAAAUAGUGUUGAAGGAACUCGGAUUACGUUUUUACCUCACUAAGUCAGUUUGCAGUAUUUGUAUGAUUUUAAAACAGCUGUGAGUUUUAGUUAUUGUCCUUCCAUAGCCUUUCUGGUCAGUAUUACAACAGAACUUUCAGCUGAACAAAUUCAAUUCUAUCUUCCUUUGUCUCAUUGCUGCACUUUUUGUAUUGUUGUAAUGUUUUUGUUGUUAAUAUUAUACAUUUUUGAUCGUGUCUAGAGCUAAAACAUUACUGUAAUCUGAAAUAUUGACUCUUAGAUCUUAGCUUGUCUGCUGAUGGAAUGCGCAGAAGUCAAGGGAGAUGGUUAAACCAUUCAUCUCCUCACUCCCCUCAGUCUGAACACCUUUGACACAAAGCAUGCACAAUACAUGGCAGCAGGGAGAACCUUCACCCCCCCCCCCAAAAAAACUGCAGAGACAUUGCCUCUUUUUCCUCCAUUUUCUUCUCUAUAAUCACACUGCUGUUUAUUUUCUUAUGACACUGACAGCCAUGCUCGAUAGAAGGUUGCCCCUAACAACCUCUCUGCACCAGGUGCUAUUUGAUCAAUGCUGUGUAUGUGCAGAUGGUGGUGCCUACUUUUUCCACUCAACCACAGCAAUUCAAGCUUUGUGAAACUACUUUACGGGGGAGCGGAGUCAGCUAUUACAUGACACGGGUCUUGGUUUUCUAUCUGCUAAAGUGCAAAAGGUGAAUCUGUGGAAAUGCAAUGUUGAUUUGUAUUUGAUAUGUUUGUUUUUGUUGUUUUUUCAGAAUGUUUGUUCAAUAUCACUUGCCUGCCUAUUCUAUAAAGUAUUGAUUGAUAGUAUGCUUUAAGAACCAUGUAUUUAUGAAAAAUACCUGUUAAGCACUGUCAGUGACCAAGCUAGUACAAAUACCUGUUAAGCACUGUCAGUGACCAAGCUAGUACAAAUACCUGUUAAGCACUGUCAGUGACCAAGCUAGUACAAAUACCUGUUAACCUCUGUCAGUGCCCAAGCUAGUACAAAUACCUGUUAAGCACUGUCAGUGACCAAGCUAGUACAAAUACCUGUUAAGCACUGUCAGUGACCAAGCUAGUACAAAUACCUGUUAACCUCUGUCAGUGACCAAGCUAGUACAAAUACCUGUUAAGCACUGUCAGUGACCAAGCUAGUACAAAUACCUGUUAACCUCUGUCAGUGACCAAGCUAGUACAUGUAGUGCUUUGAGAUCCAGUGAAAAAAAGCUGUGAUAAUGAAAUCCAUUAUUUACACUAAUGAUGUGGUUUGACUCCUGUCCUUAUUGUUGGAGUCACUAGAAUAGCACCUCCUCUUAGCCCUGUGAGUGUUGACGAUGGGAGCCACUUUUAACCGGUGCUCGCUCCAUCAUCACUCGCGUUACCCUCUUACCUAUUCACAUUAGACCUUACUGUUAGUGCCACGCAUCAGAGUAUGAACAAUGUUACACUAGACCACAAGCCAAUGUUUAUUAACCACUCACUCGACACUGUGAACGGUACAGUAGGGACAUUUACAGUAGGCUCCUCAUUUCUCUGACCAGUUCUCUGUAUACUGUACAAGCAUUGUAUUCUUUCCUCCUCCUUGCCUUGUCAGGUAUAGGUUGUUAUGCCAAGCUAUGUGUUGUAAGUAAAUUGCCGGUGAGGAGGUUUCCUAUAGUGUUUGUUUUUUAUUUCAGAUUUUUAGCACUGUCGUUGCCCUCCCAUCUUGUGAUGAACUGUUGAUCAUGUAUGUUUUGGGAUUUUGAAAUACUUAUUCCUGACGACGUUGAAUACUAUCAGUGUUGACUUAAAUGGUUUUAAACAUAAAAAUAAAAAAUAAAACAAUU